Molecule: messenger RNA, 1386 nt
Organism: Leptidea sinapis
Lineage: Eukaryota; Metazoa; Arthropoda; Insecta; Lepidoptera; Pieridae
Product: thioredoxin domain-containing protein
Exons: 6
Coding region: 171-1130 (319 amino acids)
Source: RefSeq, a predicted model, not a curated record
CAGUUCCUCAGAGGAGUAAAUAAUAAUAUAUUCAUUAUUCUUUGGUCAGCAUUGCAUAUUGUGAUAUAAGCAGAGAUGUAUUUCUAAAUCUGAAACCUGAAUUUGAUUUUUGACCGAUAUAAAUUCGGCUCUUUUAGAUAUUUGAAUAAGAAAUUUGAAUUAAGCUAAAAAUGAAUGGGAUAUUAUUAAGGACGUCUAUUUUUAUAUCUUUGCUUGCUAACAUUCCUUUAAUUUAUUCUGAAAGUUUACAAAGUGUUAGUGAUGACGAUUUACUAACACUUAUAAAAGAGAAUGAAAAACUUAUUGUUUUAUUUACCAAGCCUAAUUGCAAAGAAUGUAAUGAAUUGGAGAAAAUAAUUGACAACUUGAGGGAUGAAUUUGAACAACAGCUGAAUGCAUUUUCUGUAAAAGCAACUAAUAGUCACUUGGCUCGUCUCUAUAGUCCUAACAAAGAACCUGCUAUUGUAUUCUUUAGGCAUGGAGUGCCAUUAUUAUAUUAUGGUAAUCCAAAUGAAGGUGAAAUUUAUGGCUACUUUGAAAAAAACCAAUCACCAGCAGUUAAAGAACUAACGGAUAAAAUAUUUGAGCAUCUAACACAAGCUGCAACUGGUGCUACCACUGGAGACUGGUUUGUUAUGUUUUAUGGCGCCUCCUGUGUUGAGUGCCAAAGACUACAUGCAGUUUGGGAAAGUGUUGGCGCAUCACUUAGAGGAAAAGUGAAUGUUGCCAGAGUUGAUUCAAAUUUAGCUGGUGCGUUAACUGCAAAACGUUUUAAAGUGACAACUUUACCUGCUUUCCUUUUCUUCCGUUUGGGAAAAGUAUAUCGAUAUGAUUUACCAAAUUAUGAUGUGAAGUCAUUUAUAACAUUUGCUCAAGAUUGGUAUAGAAAUGUAAAAGGUGAUGCGGUGCCACUUUUGUCAUCUCCAUUUGAUGAACUUGUGGACUGGAGUGUGGAGUUUAUAAAGUAUUCAAUAGCAUUUGGCCUAGAUAUUCUGACAAGACAUCCUUGGAUAUGGCAGAUUGGUGUUGUUGGAUUUGGUUUGGUAGCAAUUACAGCUCUUAUAGCACUUGUCAAAGCAAGAAAACCAAAACAGACCAAAAGUGUUAAAAAGGACAAGAAAAAGAAAUAAUUAUAACUUAAAAAGACUUGGUAAUGAAUUAUGCAUUUAUAAUUUAAGUGAAGGUGUCCUAAGUGUUUAAACUUUUUUUUUUAUUCAAAUAGUAGGUAGGGGUGUAAAAUGUUUGGCCAAGCUUCAAAGGAGCGUUGUUAUAAUAAAAAUAAAAUAUUUUUGCAAUUCCGUCCAAUGCUCAAUUUAAGGUGAAUGUUUUAGCAGUGUUAAUCGGUAUAUUUUAUAUUUUUUAUAAAUAAAACUUACUGAAGUUGAA